AUGACGAAGUGGUCAAUCGAAUUAAGUGAGUUCGACAUACAGUAUCAACCAAGGCCUGCUGUCAAGGCCCAGGUACUCGCUGAUUUUAUAGCAGAAAGGCUCCCUGAUUCAUCCACUAAGUCAGACAUGUGGACACUGCAUGUUGAUGGGUCCUCUAAUGCUGCUGGAGGGGGAGCUGGAUUCAUCCUUUCAGCCCCGGACGGUAGUGAAACUCUUUUCGCACUAAAGCUGGAGUUCAUAGCAACCAACAACGAGGCGGAGUAUGAAGCUUUGUUAGCAGGCCUAGGCCUGGCAGAAGCGUUAGGGGUGGCACAGAUCAAAUUCGAUAUAGAACGUGUACCAAGGGCAAAGAACAAAAAGGCGGACGCACUCGCGAAAUUGGCCUCAGCAACCAAUUCGGAAUGGAAAGACGCUAUUUAUCUUAAACGAAUAGGGAAACCCUCAUACGAGGAGGACAGAAUUAACUCAGUAGAGUCCGAAAUCAACAAUGACGAUUGGAGAGCGUCUCUAUUCCUAUACCUUCAGGACGGAUCCCUACCAGAGGACAAUAAGGAAGCUCUGAAGGUGAGGAGGAAAGCUGCAAGAUAUACGUUGAUGGGCUGGGAGCUCUAUAGGCGAUCCCUAACACUGCCCUACCUUCGGUGUCUAAGCAACGAGGAAGGGGAGUACAUACUACGGGAAAUCCAUGAAGGAGUUUGCCGAAACCACCUUGCCAAUAGGGCUUUGGUCCACAAGGCUAUGCGACAGGGAUUUUACUGGCCCACAAUGAAGAAGGACGCGGUCGAGCUUGUCAAAAGAUGCGACAGAUCCACCAUAACAGAGCAGAACAUUACGCGCUUUGUGUGGACGGUAGUGGUUUUCCGUUUCGAAAUUCCUUGGGCAAUAGUUACGAACCGCGGGAGGCAGUUCGACAACAAACGCUUCAAAAAGUUCUGUUCGGACCUAUCUAUUAAGCUCGUCUUCGCAUCAGUGGCGCACCCCCGGAGCAAUGGACAAGUAGAGAACAUAAACCGGACGAUAUUGCACGGGUUGAGGACGCGACUCGAAUCUAUGCAAGGUAGAUGGGUAGAGGAACUCCCCUCACUCAUAUGGGCAUACCACACCACCAAGAGGGCGGCAACAGGGGAAACCUCUUUUAUGCUCGCCUUUGGCACAAAAGCGGUCAUCCCAGCAAAGGUAGGGAUACCCUCCUGGCGAAGGCAGUACUUCAGUGAGCAAACCAACAACGAAGAGAUCAGAUCAAAAAUAGAAUUACUGGAAAAGAGACAGGACCAGGCGAGUCUAAAAGUUGCAGCAUACCAACAGAAAGUAGCUAAGUACUACAACAAAUGCGUCAAACUAUGA
This is a messenger RNA of Malania oleifera, 1344 nucleotides long. RefSeq lists its product as uncharacterized. The record is from RefSeq and is a predicted model, not a curated record. The transcript is spliced from 3 exons. NCBI's taxonomy places the organism in Eukaryota, Viridiplantae, Streptophyta, Magnoliopsida, Santalales, Ximeniaceae. Gene Ontology annotation, biological process: DNA integration. The coding region runs from base 1 to 1344 and encodes 447 amino acids. Gene Ontology annotation, molecular function: nucleic acid binding; RNA-DNA hybrid ribonuclease activity.